AUGGAAGAGAUGAUGAAAAAGAUGAUGGGUGAUAUGCAGAAGAUGAUGAUAGACCAGCAAAAGUUGAUAGCAGAUAAUCCGAAUCGCCAUUUGGUUGUGCGGAAUUUAGAGAGGCAGAUGGGACAGAUAGCUGGUGCACAAAAUACUAGACCACCCGGAAGACUUCCAAGUGAUACGGAUGUGAAUCCCAAGCCUUGUAAUGUUGUGACUCUUCGAAAUGGGAGAGAACUAGAGGAAGUGGCUCCUAAGAAAACCAGUCGAGUAGAAGCUGAAAAAGAGAAGAUUACCGAGGAGAUGAUUGAAGAAGAGAGGGUAGUCAAGACACCAGUGGCAAAGCAGCCACCGCCCGUGGUUGCAAAGCCACCACCCCCAUUCCCUCAACGUCUGGCAAGACAGAAAGAAGAGGCUACUUACAAGAAGUUUUUUUAUUUGCUUAAACAGGUACACGUGAAUGUCCCAUUGGUUGAUAUGCUACAGGGUAUUCCAAAGUAUGCUAAGUACAUCAAAGAUAUUGUUGCAAACAAAAGCCGAUUCGCAGAGUAUGCCACCGUUGCACUUACUGAGGAGUGCACUUCGCGGAUUCAAAACAGGUUGCCCACUAAAUUGAAAGAUCCCGGAAGUUUCACGAUUGAUAUUUCUAUUAGGAAGCUGGUUGUCGCUCGAGCACUAUGUGAUCUUAGUGCAAGUAUAAAUUUGAUGCCUUCAUCUAUCUUCAGAAAGCUAGGUUUGGGAGUGCCCAGACCAACCACUAUAGUUCUUCAGCUGGCGGACAGAUCGUUAGCAAGACCAGAAGGCAUUAUUGAAGAUGUACUGGUGCAAGUGGGGUCGUUGAUAAUUCCUGCAGACUUCGUGAUUUUGGACUUCGAGCCAGACCCGGAAGUCCCAUUUAUUUUGGGGCGUCCAUUCUUGGCCACAGGGAGAGCACUUAUUGAUGUACCUACCGGGCAGCUCACCAUGAGAGUACAUGAUAAAGUUGAGGUCUUCAAUGUAUACCAAGCUCUGAAGAUGCCUGCAAUCUAUGAGGAGCUGUCCGCCAUUACUGUUCUGAAUGAUGAUACACGAAGGCCACUCAUCACUUCUCAUGAUCCAUUGGAGAGAGCCUUGGUGGGGGAUGAUAUUUUUGGUGACACAUCGGCGGUUGAGAUGGUGCAGAUUCUGGAUAUGGCAAGUAUUUAA
This is a messenger RNA of Lycium ferocissimum, 1176 nucleotides long. RefSeq lists its product as uncharacterized. NCBI's taxonomy places the organism in Eukaryota, Viridiplantae, Streptophyta, Magnoliopsida, Solanales, Solanaceae. Bases 1 to 1176 code for a protein of 391 amino acids. The transcript has a single exon. The record is from RefSeq and is a predicted model, not a curated record.